AUGGCGCUGAGGGGUAAAACAGCCGGAGAAAUUCCGAAAGAUGCAGUCGAACUAACGAAAGUUGAAGCUACUAAUUAUGUUUGGGAGCUAAUUUCUAAUUGGGACUCUUUCUCCGACACGUGGGCAUUACGUUACGGCCCCGUGGUGCUGGGCAUGAGCGCGCUGUCUGGCGUCAUUAUCAAUGACCACUACAGGAAGAAGUUGAAGUUGGGCAACUUUGGUUUCUUCUCCUCUGUGAUACCCAUUUCACUGAUGCCUGGGUUUAUGACUGCAUUGUUCCAUAGACAUUUGGUAUCUACAGAGAUGUUACUGAUGAAAGAGGCCUGUCCAGUCUGCUAUGAGCUCAAGGCCGCAGCCAUCCAGUGGGGCUUCGGUAUCGCCUAUCCCAUGGUUCUGGGACCCACAUCAGCCUUAAUGUUCGCCAACAGAUACUCCACAUACCGAGUACCCAACCUAAUAGAAGGACCUAAAGUAAUAUUCGAAUUCCUUUCAAAACUUACGAAGCCCUUCUACUCAACGCUAGUUUACGUCGGCGCCUUCCAGUUGGUCAUGUCGUCCGUACUGACAUACUUCGAGAUGAGAAACCACAUCACAGUCAGGUUAAAGAUAUUGGAGAUUGAAGAAAAAGUUAUGGCUGAACAUGGGCUUGAAUAGUUUUAUUGUAAAUAGAUUGUUAAUUGUAUAAUUAGAUUAUGAAUAUUAUGAUUUGAGA
Molecule: messenger RNA, 712 nt
Organism: Leguminivora glycinivorella
Lineage: Eukaryota; Metazoa; Arthropoda; Insecta; Lepidoptera; Tortricidae
Biological process (GO): mitochondrial respiratory chain complex I assembly
Cellular component (GO): mitochondrion
Source: RefSeq, a predicted model, not a curated record